This is a messenger RNA of Vicia villosa (hairy vetch), 2368 nucleotides long. RefSeq lists its product as uncharacterized. Lineage: Eukaryota; Viridiplantae; Streptophyta; Magnoliopsida; Fabales; Fabaceae. The transcript is spliced from 5 exons. Bases 193 to 2130 code for a protein of 645 amino acids. The record is from RefSeq and is a predicted model, not a curated record.
ACAUUAAAUAAAAUUUAAUUCAAUAUAAAUAAUUAUAAACUUUUGUUUAAAACUAAAACCCCCGCCAACAUGACUGCAAUUUGGAUUCCCUCCACAUUCACAAAAUUUAAACUAAAACCUAAUUAAACAAAAUUAAAAACCAAAAUCCCUUUCAUAUUCUUAUUACCAUUUUCGUUGAUUCUGAAAAUUUCCAUGGCGGAAUGUGAACUUCCUUCGUUCUCUCUAGGGUUCGAUCUUGAUUCCGAAGACACAUCUCCCCAUUCCCCCAAACCCGACCCGACACUAAUAGUUCCGGACUCCGAAUCCGAUCCUGAAACCCGACCCGAUCCACCACGCCGCAUCUUCAAACGUCUCCGUCGUGGUCUCUCCUCCUCCGUUCGCCACCAAACCGAACCGCCUCCGUGCAUCGAUGUUGACGAUGAUGAUAUCGAGGAGUUCUCAGAUGAACCUGUUCAAGUAUCUGCAUGUUCUUCGGUUCGGAAUCAGAAUAGUUCUAUAAGUCGCAGCUCAAAAGUGUCAUUGAAAAGUAUUGGAGUUUUAACUCCUCAUUCAUGUACCAACUCUAGGGAUAAUAAAAGAAAGCUGGAUUUAGAAAUUCCUGAUUCUGUUGGGUUGGAGACUGGUCAGUGCGGGUCCAUGUUUCGCAAGUUAAUGGCUAGUCCUCUUCGUAGGUUUCAAUUGAUUGAAUCGGAUGAUGAUGAUGAUGUCAUGGUUGAUGAGGAUGUUGAUGGUGGAAGUAAAUUUGAACCCUCAUCGUCGACAGGGCCAAUGUGUAAUCGAAAUACACCUGUGGUUUCUUUGGAACGAGAUAGCAAGAAGCAAUUUGAUGAUGUUAAACAUAAUAAAAAGGAUUUACCGAUACAUCUUUCCCCCGUGAAGAAUUUCUCCAUUCCUAGGGAUAAACAAGCUUCUGCCGGAUUGGAAACGGGACAGAGUGGGUCGUUGUUUCCUAAUAAUGGCAAGUUAGAGGCUAGUCCUCUUCGUAGGUUUCAAUUGAUUGAAUCUGAUGAUGAUGAUGAUAUGGUUGGUGCGGAUGUUAAUGGUGGAAAUAAACUUGGUCCCUUCUCGUUGACGGGGCCAAUGUGUAAUGGAAACAAACCUGUGGUUUCUUUGAAACAAGAUAGCAAGAAGCAAUUUGAUAAUGUGAACCAAAAUAAGGAGGAUUUAUUGAAGAAUUUCCCCAUUCCUAGGGAUAAACAAGCUUCUGCUGGAUUGGAAACGGGCCAGAGUGGGUCGGUGUUUCCAAAUGGCAAGUUAGCAGCUAGUCCUCUUCGCAGGUUUCAGUUGGUUGAUUCUGAUGAUGAUGACGAUGUUAUGGUUUGUGAAGCUAAAGUUGGUCCCUCCUCGUCAACUGGUAAUCGAAACAGACAUCCUAGUUCUUUGAAGCAAGACAAAAAGGUGCGGUUUGUUGAAGCAAACCAAAAUCAGAAACAUCUUUCCCCGGUGAGGAAGAACUUUUCUAUUCCUACACCUGCUUUCAAUGAUGUGUGUGAAGAGUACUUCCAUUCCGCCAAGAACACACAGGUGCCGAAAUCUAACGAGACAUAUCGCGGGGCUAAUUCGGGAUGUCAAAAAGAUGAGCAAAUGUGGGAAGCGGCAGGUCCUCUUCCUCCUGCUCACCGUUAUUUUUUCCACGACAAUACAAGAAUUCAGCAGUUAGUUUGCAGUCGCCUGUGUAAUUUUUCUCCAUUAGGUGACAACACAGUGAAUCAGCAAGAAAAUAUCGAUUACAUGGGACAAUUUGACAAUGGAGGAUCAACAAGCAGAAGAAGCAAAUCAAAAAAUUUAAAUGAUUCUGAAGGUUGGGUAGAUCCCAAAAUCAUUCCUAUUAGUACUAGAAAGAAAGCAACAAAGAGAAACAACACUAAGAAAAAUAAUGAAACAAGCAAAUUAAACUCUUCAAAUGAUUCUGCGAAUUGGGUGGAACCGAAAGAUGCAGGUCAAAGGCGAGUACAAGCAAGCGGUGAACCGGCUGGUCAUUGGUAUACAGGAUCAGAUGGACGAAAGGUUUAUGUGAACAAAAGUGGGAAGGAGUCCACCGGCCGAAAUGCUUAUAGAAAUUAUCGAAAGGAGAGUGGAGAAGCAUCCAAAAUAUCCAAAAAGAAAACAACUGCCAAGAAGAGAAAGUAAACUUUGAUGCAAAUGCAAUACAUUAAAUUACCUGUAAAUUGCCUGUUGAUACACUUAUUUACAUCACUAACAUGUAUAAAUAGACAUCAGAGAAAACAUGUCUUGUAAAAAAGAAAGAGGAGGCUUUUUUGUUAUGCACUUUUUUAAAUGCCUAAAACAUGUUAUCAUCAUUGACCUACAAUGUUAUCUGGGGUUGGUACUCUGCAAAUCUUUGCAUUUCAUCUAUCAAUGAUUUCCU